Messenger RNA from Fraxinus pennsylvanica, 1080 nucleotides. The record is from the annotation of a GenBank genome assembly. Lineage: Eukaryota; Viridiplantae; Streptophyta; Magnoliopsida; Lamiales; Oleaceae.
AUGGUGACUGUUAAUCUUGGAACCCUUUACUGUGUUUUGGAUCAUGUAUAUGGUGCAUUAUUGCACAGAACAAAGAUAAGUCCACCAUUUUUUUCAAGAGGGUGGGGUGGCACAAAACUUGAGCUUUUGGAGAAAAUGAUAAAGCAAUUGUUCCCUGAUGUACGACAGAAUUGGCCUCCUACAUUGGUGCAACCUAUUUGGAAGACAAUUUGGGAAUCCAAAACUGCUGUUCUUAGAGAAGGGGUAUUUAGGACACCAUGUGAUGAGCAACUUCUUAAUGCAUUGCCUCAUGAAAGUCACAAUGCCAGGGUUGCUUUCCUUGCUCCAAAGUCCUUGCCUCCACAAAAGAUGGCCUGUGUGGUUCACCUUGCAGGCACUGGAGACCAUACAUUUGAACGGAGAUUACGUCUUGGUGGACCAUUGUUGAAGGAAAACAUAGCAACCAUGGUGCUCGAGAGCCCUUUCUAUGGAAGAAGACGUCCAAUGCUGCAACGUGGUGCAAAACUUUUGUGUGUUAGCGACUUACUCUUAUUAGGAAGAGUCACCAUUGAAGAGGCCCGUAGUCUUCUAUAUUGGUUAGACUCAGAAGCAGGGUUCGGCAAAAUGGGUGUAUGUGGACUUAGCAUGGGAGGAGUACAUGCAGCUAUGGUUGGAUCCUUGCACCCUACACCUAUUGCUACACUUCCAUUUCUCUCUCCACACUCUGCCGUUGUAGCUUUCUGUGAAGGGAUUCUAAAGCAUGCCACUGCAUGGGAGGCUCUGAGAGACGACCUAGCUGCUCAGAAUGCUGCAACAACGAUUGAGGAGGUUAGGGAGCGGAUGCGAAAUGUGCUGUCUCUCACAGAUGUCACACGGUUCCCAAUUCCCAAAAAUCCUGAUGCUGUUAUAUUUGUUGCUGCUACUGAUGAUGGCUACAUCCCAAAGCACUCAGUAGUCGAGCUUCAAAAGGCUUGGCCAGGUUCGGAAGUGAGAUGGGUUACUGGUGGCCAUGUAUCGUCUUUCCUUCUUCACAAUGGUGAGUUCCGCAGGGCAAUUGUGGAUGCACUUGACAGAUUACAAUGGAAAGAAUCUCCUUUGUGA